Carya illinoinensis is the source of this 1734-nucleotide messenger RNA. RefSeq names its product probable E3 ubiquitin-protein ligase LOG2. Gene Ontology annotation, biological process: protein ubiquitination. The transcript has 3 exons. The record is from RefSeq and is a predicted model, not a curated record. The coding region runs from base 420 to 1526 and encodes 368 amino acids. Gene Ontology annotation, molecular function: ubiquitin protein ligase activity. Lineage: Eukaryota; Viridiplantae; Streptophyta; Magnoliopsida; Fagales; Juglandaceae.
CUGUUUUGGUUGGAGCUAUGCGCAAUCCCCAUCACACCAACAAUCAUAUAAAAGUUUCUGUUCGUCGGUCCUCCGUUCCUCUCCCUCGCCUCUCCUUUGUGUAUGUGUUCCUCUCCUUCCUCUUUCUUUAGCUUUUUCCACCUUUGCAUUUCGUUUUUCUCUUUAAACCUCCAGGUGGUGUUUGAUUCCUUCUAACCUUUCAUUUCUUCCGUUUGCACAAACCCCAAAGUUUUUCCCGCAACAGUCACGGAUAAAGCAGAAACGAAAGCACAAUUAUCAACCAUUGCAUGCAUACGUGCAUCUCGUUAUGACAUGUGGAUCCUCUUCGUUUCCAUGAGAUGAAAACGGGGUGGGAAAGUUUCUAGGAUUUCUCUCGGCGUGUUCCGUUUGGAUCCUAGGGAUUUGGGAACGAGAAUUCUAUGGGAAACAUCUGGAGUAGCGGUGUGAACGGCCGUCGAAGGCGCGAGAGCCGUCGGAGCCACCCGCCCCCUCCUCCUGUGGUACCACCGCAAUCGGAAAUCUCCGUCAACCGGUACGUAAUCCCCGCCGCCACGCCCUAUCACUCACAGGACCCUAACCCCAACAAUACUCCCCAUCCUUACAACCAGUACCCUGGCUAUUAUGUACCUCCACCGGCUAUGCCGAUGCCUCUACCUGCCUUCUAUGACCAUGGGCCUCAUUCUAAUCCCCAUCUUCAAGUAGACCCGGCUCAGGCACACGCCAAUUGGGUCGGCGGGAGUUACCCUUGUGGACCGGUCAUGCCUCCUCCGGCGCCCCAUAUCGAGCACCAGAAGGCAGUUACUAUAAGGAACGAUGUUAAUCUCAAGAAAGAGACUUUGAGGAUCGAGCCGGACGAGGAAAACCCCGAUCAGUUUCUCGUAUCCUUCACAUUCGAUGCCACUGUUGCCGGCAGCAUUAGCAUUAUCUUCUUUGCAAAAGAAGGUGAGGACUGCAACCUGACACCAAUGAAGGAAAACCUAAUUGCGCCUGUGACAGUACAUUUUCAACAAGGUCUGGGUCAGAAGUUCCAGCAGCCCUCUGGAACUGGAAUUAACUUCUCAAUAUUUGAGGAGACUGACAUUCUGAAAGUGGGUGACAUGAACAUCUAUCCUUUGGUGGUUAAAGCAGAGGCAACCGCAGUUAACAAGAAUGGUACAGAUGGAAACGCAAUAGCUCCAACUACCAACUCCCAGAUAACUCAGGCAGUGCUUGGAAAGGAAAAAGGUGAAUACCAGGUGAGGGUAGUGAAGCAGAUCCUUUGGGUCAAUGGAAUGAAGUAUGAGCUGCAGGAGAUAUAUGGGAUUGGGAAUUCCGUUGAGGGUGACUUGGAUGGGAAUGACCCAGGAAAAGAAUGUGUAAUCUGCCUGUCGGAGCUGCGGGACACAACUAUUCUACCCUGCCGCCAUAUGUGUAUGUGCAGUGGAUGUGCAAAGGUUUUGAGGUUGCAGACAACCCGGUGCCCGAUAUGCAGACAACCAGUUGAGAGGCUUUUGGAAAUAAAGGUCAACAAUGGAUUUGAGGAAUGAAAAGUAUUCCGCCACUACAAUGCUGUAUAUAACCCUGUUGUCCUUUUUUUUUUUUUUUUUGUAAUAACCUGGAAAGAAUGUAUAUUUGCGUUUGAUUAGUUUCUGGUAGUGACAUGCUGGCAUUACAUUUCGUCUGCUUGGAUUAGUGCUUUGUGGCAAUUCCUUGGAGGGAUAUAAAAUACACGUUUGCUGGUCGUGUUCUAUCGAA